Messenger RNA from Ictidomys tridecemlineatus (thirteen-lined ground squirrel), 1031 nucleotides. It is a transcript of the gene Gon7, whose product is annotated as GON7 subunit of KEOPS complex. Lineage: Eukaryota; Metazoa; Chordata; Mammalia; Rodentia; Sciuridae. Gene Ontology annotation, cellular component: EKC/KEOPS complex. The record is from RefSeq and is a predicted model, not a curated record.
GCUUUUCUGUGGCGCGUUCUUAAAGCUCAGCGGUCGCCAUGGAGCUUUCAGGAGAGUACGUUGGCCCUGACGGGGAGCAGCAGCGACUGCGGGUACUCUGUGACGGGACCGGGGACGCCGACUCUCUUCAGAACCUGUUGUCGGGUGUGACCCAGAUGAAGGAGCUGGUAUCCGACUUCUUUGGUCCCUUGGUACAGCAGGAAGCGCAGGGCCGCGUGUCCCCAGACGAGACGUUGGACGGUGAUGGUGAAGAUGAUGCAGAAGAUGAAAAUAACAUUGAUAAAAGAACUAACUCAGAUGGACCAUCUGCAAAACGGCCAAAACUGCCUUCUUAGCUAUAACUUAUGAAAUUUUAAAGACUGCUGCUACAUCGUAGUUAUGAUACAAUGAUAUUAAGGAAGACUUAUGCUCCAUUUUGGGAAAACAUUUAAUUUGUUCCCCUGUGACAAGUUUGUCAGAGAGAAAACUUGCUUCUGUUUCUAGCAGAGAAAGAUAUAAUAAAUGUUUAGGAAUGAAGUCUGUUUUCUUGGGUGAGAAAUUCCAAGCCAUAGAAAAUAAAUAGAAUACUUAAGAAUGUAUAAAUUCCUCCAACAUGGCAACUGAAUUUUUCAUCAUUGUUUUGUUCUUAAAAUAGCCAUUGAGUUUAAAUUGUGUGAUGUCUACACCUUUGAAAGAAGGACAUUGAGAGUAGUACUAAGGAAAUGUUGAAUUCCCCAUCUAUAUAGCCCUUAUAUAGACAGCCAGAGAUGAUCCCACUCAGGGUGAAUUAAUCAUCUGACUUAUCUGGAAGCUCGAGAUACAAGAUGGGGGAUGUUUUUGUGCUAUAAUAUGGUAUAUGUACAAGUACAAAUAUAAGACCUAAGUAAACCAGUUUUGUUGACUGUAACUUACCUAUUUCCUCUCCACUUGUAGCCAUACUUUGGCUUUACUUAACAAAGAAAUGUUGAAACUUUAAAAUAUAUAUAUUCCUAAAAUAUAUAUGUGUGUGUGUGUUUCUGCUUAUCAGUGGAAUAAAAGCAUUUUUAAUUUAC